AUGCCACCCUACCCCCUAAUCACCGGUGGCUGCUCGGCCGGACGCGGGUCGAGGUACAACUUCAAUUCUGCUUCCGCCGCCGCAAGCAUCUUGAGCGAUCCGCAGUACCUGGGCUAUCCACUGCAUGUGGAGCCUCAGUGGAGCAAAGACUUCACCCCGGCAGCAGUCUUUGUGGGCGCCAUGCUGGGCAUGUUGGGCAUGGGUCGCCUGGGCGACACUUUGGGGAGGACGCGGGCCAUGCAGGUCACCCUCUCCUUCACGGUCUUGGGUGCUGUGAUCCCCGCCUUGGCCUUCGGCUCCUCGGGCUCGAUUUAUGGCACUGUGCUGCUGGGCCGUCUACUGCUGGGUGUCGGCGUGGGUGGCAUCUACCCGCUCAGCGCGGUCAGCUCCGCUGAAGGUUGCGAGGACGCGUCGGAGAAAGGCAAGCAUGUGGCACAAGCGUUCUUCUUCCAAAGCGUCGGUGUGCUGGCACCUUACCUCGUGGCCAUGCUCCUGUUGACGGUCAUUUCCUCGCCCAGCCCGGCUCCUUGGGUCCCUGAGUUGCAGUUCCGGCUGCUCUUCGCUUUGGGUGCAGCACCCGCUCUGCUGGUCCUGGUUGCCUCCUUUUCGGCGCACGACUCGGAGGAAUUUGCGGCGGAGCAGCACCGCGGCCGGUCGCGGCGUGGGUUCGAUCAUCAGGUAGUGAAGACCUUGAUUGGCACGGCAGGCUGUUGGUUUUUAUAUGACUUGGCCUUCUACGGCACCACCAUCUUCACCCCCACGAUCUUGGAGCGCUUGUGCAUCACGGGCGACCGCUUGCCAAGUGGCCACUGCGAGCAGACGCUUCUCCAGACGUCGCGGCAAUCCGCGCUGAUCUCCGCCAUGGGCAUCCCAGGCUCGCUGCUGGCGGUGCUGGUGGCUGAUCGUCUCGGCUGCAAGCGCCUGAACAGCUAUGGUUUCAUCCUCCUCAGCGUUUCCUUCGCCCUCCUGGCCUUGGCCUGGCACCUGGCGCCCGACGCACACGCCUGGCACUUCGUUCUUUUCUGCCUGGUGACGCUCUUGCUGAACUGGGGACCCAAUCUGGGCACCUACGUCUUGCCAGCCUUGAAGGUGGGCGCAGUGGUUGGCACUCUGAUCUUUGAUCCCAUCAGCGAGAGUUCCAUGGGUAUCCCUGGCGUCUUGUGGAUCCAAUGUGUCACCUGCGUGCUGGGCGCCGUGGCGCUUCGGUUGAGAACGGCGGUCAGACGGCGAAGACGGCGUGGGAUGGAAGUGCCAGGGUGGAAGAUGAGCCCCUGUUCCUUCUCUACCAAUGUGCGGCUCAAACGAUCUGAAACUGGAUGUUUCAUGUUUAGACUUUCCUUUUGCAGACGCACCUAG
Durusdinium trenchii is the source of this 1356-nucleotide messenger RNA. The record is from the annotation of a GenBank genome assembly. Lineage: Eukaryota; Dinophyceae; Suessiales; Symbiodiniaceae.